Molecule: messenger RNA, 2955 nt
Organism: Venturia canescens
Lineage: Eukaryota; Metazoa; Arthropoda; Insecta; Hymenoptera; Ichneumonidae
Exons: 5
Coding region: 1079-2401 (440 amino acids)
Source: RefSeq, a predicted model, not a curated record
CUUAUAUAUUUUUGCUAUCCAAAGGUGGGCCUUGGAAAUUGCAGAAACAAAUGCACCCUAAAAAUGUCAACUUUCAUGGAAAACUUUCCUUAAAUUCAGUCUAAAUUUGAAUAAAAAUAAGCGAAAUUAUUAAGUGUUGAAGAAAUAAUAACAACAAAUAUGUCGAAGAGAGGUGAGGGCUCGACGAAAUAUACAAUCGAACUUCAUAUUGUUGAUUUGAACGUUAUUUUCUUGAUUUGCUCAGGAAACGAAAAUAUUUCCGGAAAUCCUGGUAAAUUUGAAAAAAGUCCAGCGAGAAUGUCACAACGGGGUAGUUAUGCAAAAAUGAGAAGUCACGAGAGACUGACGGGUGGAGCCGAUUCGAAAAGCAAAUCUAGCGCGAGCGUUGAUAAACCUGCCACGGAUGCUACUGAUCCAAAAGUAACUCCUGUCACUUCGAAAUCCUCGAGAGUAGAACCGGAAGCUGAAGAAGAAAUUCAGUCUAUUCUCGAGGAAGGGAGCUCUCAGCCUGAAGAUAAGAUUGCAGGGUAACGAAUUUAUCGUUAUGACGAAAAACGCCUCGUGAAUGAGGUUUCCUCGUGAUUAUUUCAUUACACCGAUUCACAGGGACAAGAGAGUGAACGAAAUGAUCGACUACGUGAUCCACAAUCUUCAGGAGGCUGAAAAAGCAUUGGCAUCCUUGGGGGAGAACUUUGAUCACGAUUUAAAGGUUGAGCCAACAGCCACGAGCGAUUAAAAAACAAAAUGACACGAUUGUUCUCUUGAAACUGCACGACGAGCCAAGCCACGAUUGAACAGUAAACUGGAUAUAGAAAGAAGCUCAAUGCUAAUCAUUAUUUUUUAUUCGAACGGCGAUAGAUGAGUGACUUGACCACUUUUUCGUUUGCAUUAAUCGCAUUUCGUCUUUGCCUCUGUCAAAUAUCUGGACUUUAUUUAAUCUUCAUCCAUUGCUCGAUUAAGUGGGUCGCUCAUCUAAAACAAAAUAAUCCGGAAUCGCCGUUAUCAAUGACGUUUACAUUUUUCAUAAAAAAAAAAACACGUGAAUACGUUUGAUUUCUUCCACCGGUCUGAGAAGUUGAUGAUCGUCGACAUUAUGGGAAAGGUCCAAAAUUGGACGAACCUCGUACAGGUGCGCCUCGACGCGGCUAAAACUGAUCUCGACAAUUUGCGUCGUGAACUUCUUUCACGAUCGAAUGAAAUCGUGUCGAAGGACGCUGAAAUCGCCGGUUUGAAAGCAAAGCUGAACGAGACCGAAUUGUCUAAAAUUGCUGUCGAGAAGGUUUUGGCGGAGAACAUUCAGAAAAGCAGUGAAAUGAUUCAGAGUUCCUCCUCCAAGACACAAUCAUCUCACAAACGAGUGUCCGGUGUUCCUUCCUUGGCCGGUUCACCCGAAGGGGAUGAAAAUGCUGCCGGGACUUCGGAGGCUCAAAGGGGAGUUAAAUCUGGAGCGAAACCUGGUGCCCAAAUGGAUCGAUCUGAUGCUCAAUUCGGAGAUCAAGCUGGAGGGAUUAAAACUCAAUCCGGAGUUCGGGUGGGCUCCAAAUCUGGUGCUCAAAUAGGAGAGCAAUCCGGGCAAAUCAGGACUCAGGACGGACACAGUGGAACCCAAUUAGGUGCUUCUGCUUACGAUCAAAGACCCCUCGAUUCAGCAGCCGCCACGUCUGGAGCAAUUGGUCAACGAUUGCCCGAUAUCCAAGAAAAAUAUCCUCAGGACAAAUCUACUUCCGGUCCAGGUCAACAAUCUUCCGGGAUAUCAGGCAUGCGACAAAUCGAUUAUCCAAGCACAACGGACGUCGGUGUACAAUCUGGAAAGACCAAAGAUAUCAAACGUUCGUCGGAUCUCGAAUCUGAGGUCGUUCGUUUGAGGAAAGAAAACGAGAGGAUUAUAAGAGAGAGAACUGAUUAUGAGAAUGCUAUCCAGCGUGCUUUACUCCGAGGAGUUUCUUCCCUCAAUGCCGAGACUCUCAAAGUUUUGAAGUGUCCACCAGUGUCCUGCUAUUCGCCUUGUCGUCCACCUCCAUCGCCUGUAAAUGCUAACGAAACAAUGAUGCCUUGUUUCCCGAAAAGCACACGUGACAAUUGGACGCCGCGAGGUGUCAGAACAUCGACAAACGGGACGCAAUCGACCCAAGGAACUGUUCGAACCCGGUCGAACGUGACCUCCGUACCGGAACAAGAGAUCAUUUGUUGCGGUGGCCGAACAGCAUCGAACGGAACUCACAGGCUUGGUUCUAAGCAAAAAAAAUCCUCGAUCACGAGCGACAAUAGCAUGGUGUUUCUUCUGCAUCAGGCUGAAGCUUCGGGGAUUUGCGUUUCCGGAAGUACAUCGAGAAAUCGAGCAGGCACUCGCACAAAGUUGAAAAGGCCCGAAAACUCGAUCUGCGUGAAAAAACUAGGAUGAGGUGAUCUCAAAUGAGCGACGUGCGAGCUUUCAAAAUAUAAAUUUAAUUUAUAUAUAUAUAUAUAUAUAGAUGUAUAAUAUACAUAAUAAUAUCGUCACAAAGUAUAUCAUAAAUAUUUCGAACCUUUUUCUCGUCAUUAGCUUGUUUUUUAAAAUCAUUAGAUAUUUUUUCUCACUGAUUUCUCAUGAAACAAAAUCUCGAAGAUAUUAAAACGGAACAUUCCAAUAAAUUCAUUCGAAAAAUCGGUCAACAUUAUUUCGUUUCUGUCAAUUCCGACGAAAGAGAAAGAAGCGAAAAAAAAGGUCAUUCAAUGAGGCAACAUCAUUUUGUUCCCAGAAAUUCGACGUCGCUGUACACGAGUGUAUUGGAUCAGGCGAAUUUGCGUUCAAGAAGCUGAGAGCGAUCGCAGCUGCAAAAGUAAUUCGUGCUCUCCAGCGUCCUCGAAAUAAAUUUGUUUUCAGCCCUCCGGGCGGAAAGUGGCAACUUUCGGCCCGCUGCGCGGGCCGAAGUUGCCGCAUUCCGCCUGCGUCGGACAGAAAAAUCGUAUACACUC